AUGGAGACUCACGCUCUUGUUCCUAGUUCCGCCCCACCUUUGAGUGUGACUAGUGUUGUUACAGUCAAGCUCUCCGAAGCAACAUAUCUGCUUUGGAAGUUUCAGUUCGAAGUUUAUCUUUCUGGGCAAGGUCUUCUAGGCUUUGUCACUGGUGCGAAUCCUCAACCUCACGCGGUUAUUCAGGUCCAUGGGAUCAACGUUCAGUCCUCGGACGUUCCUAAUCCCGACUAUCAUACAUGGAUGCAAACAGACCACAUUGUGAAGUCGUGGCUCAUAAGAUCGUUCUCCGAAGAGGUUCUGGCUCUGGUCAUACAAUGUCCAACGUCUCGCGAUAUGUGGCUUACGGUGGCAGAUCAUUUCAACAAGAUCUCUUCUGCUCGGCUAUACGAUCUGCAAUGUCGCCUGCAGGUUGUGGCGAAGAAAGGACGACCGAUGGCUGAGUUCCUCAACGAGAUUACCUCCAUCUGCGCUCUUCUUCAGUCGGUUGGUCACACGGUUCCUGAGCAAAUCAAAAUCUUCACGGCGUUGAGGGGCCUCAGUCCAGAGUUUGAAUCAGUAAAGGCGAGUAUUGAGGGUUACAUGGACAAGAUCCCUGCUCCAACGUUCAUUGGCAUCACGCCUCGACUCAUGAGUGCUGAAGCUCGGUAUCUGAGCUACACUGCCGGUUCAGAUGUCUCACCACAUAUGGCGUUUCAUACGAUGCAGGCAAACUACUCCAACAGAGGACGAGGGCAGUCAUAUACUAACCGGGGCAAAGGUCGUGGCUUUUCCACAAGAGGUCGAGGUUUUCCGCAGCAAAUUGGUUCUCUCCGCGGUCAAACCUCGUCCAACGAUACAGAGCCUAGACUGCCGUGUCAGAUUUGUGGGAAGAAAGGUCACAGAGCUUUGUCGUGCUGGCACAGGUUUGAUAAUGCUUAUCAAGAAGAAGAAGGGCAUGUAGCUAUGGCUGCUCUGCAGAUUACUGAUGUCACGGACCAAACAGGUCAUGAAUGGUAUCCAGAUACGGGAGCCAGUGCUCAUGUCACCAGCUCGGCACGACAUCUCCAGCAAUCUCAGCCGUACACUGGAAAUGACUCGGUGAUGAUUGCUGAUGGGAAUUUCCUGCCAAUCACACACACAGGCUCCGCAGUAAUUGGUUCUGCUUCAGGUACUCUCCCUCUCAAAGAUGUCUUAGUGUGCCCUGAUAUUGCCAAAUCACUUCUCUCUGUUUCCAAGGUUACUCGAGAUUAUCCGUUUACCUUUAAGUUUGAUUGUGAAGAGGUUAUUGUUAAGGACAAGGUCACCAAGAAGCAUCUGUUGGCAGCGUCUGAUGUAGUGUGGCAUAGACGUCUGGGUCAUCCUCAAGAUCAAGUCCUUCAGCAUCUAGCUUCUAUUAAAGCAAUUAGUAUCAAUAAACGUACUGAUCUCGUCUGUGAGUCGUGCAGUCUCAGGAAAAGUGCACGAUUGCCUUUUAGUUCUUCUGAUUUUGUAGCGAAUAAACCUCUACAGAGAAUUCAUUGUGAUCUCUGGGGGCCUGCACCAGUUGUUUCAGUGCAAGGAUUUAGAUACUAUGUAAUCCUCAUUGACAAUUGGUCUAGAUACUGCUGGUUUUAUCCAUUGAAAUGCAAGUCAGAUUUUCAUCAAGUGUUUGUUUCAUUUCAAAAUCUUGUGGAGAAUCAGUUCAAUACGAGAAUUGGUAUGUUCCAGAGUGAUGGUGGUGGAGAAUUUAUAAGUAAAGCGUUCAUACAACACCUACAAGACAGAGGUAUUCAACACUUGGUGUCUUGUCCACACACUUCACAACAAAAUGGUUUGGUGGAAAGGAAACACCGAUACCUCACGGAGUUGGGAAUGUCUAUGAUGUUUCAGAGUAAAAUGCCGACUCAAUAUUGGGUGGAAGCUUUCUUCACGUCCAAUUACUUGACCAAUCUCCUCCCAACUACAGCGUUACAAAGUAAAGAGUCACCUUAUCAGAAGUUGUUUGGUGUUGCUCCGGUGUACUCUGCUCUGCGAACGUUUGGUUGUGCUUGUUUUCCAACUCUGAGAGACUAUGCCAAUCAUAAAUUCGAUCCUAAAUCUCUGCAAUGUGUCUUUCUUGGCUAUUCAGCGAAGCACAAGGGAUAUAGGUGUCUGUAUCUACCUACAGGCAGGGUAUAUCUCAGUCGCCAUGUUAUAUUUGAUGAAGCGGCAUUUCCUUUCAAGGACACUUAUAGCUUGUUUCAUACACCAGCCACUACGGCUCUGACCAAAGCAUGGCAACAGAGUUUUGUACCUACUGUGCAAGCACCUCCAGUUCCAAGUCCCAUAGCGGUACAGAAUGUUUCUCCGCUGAUAGCAGUAACAUCUCCGAUAUCUGAAGAUGAGAGUAACUCUGAUCAUCCGGAUCUGCCUACUACACCAGAAGAUGCAUGUACUGGGCGUACGCCAUGCUCUGAUCAUGCUGCUAUAGGCGACAGCGUGUUAUCUUCUGGGAGUGGGACAGGCAAUUCAGAAGAUCAGACUAUAAGUGAAGAGAGACCUGCGUCAACUGCCAUAUCGAAUCACCCGAUGAUGACUAGAGGUAAAUCGGGUAUAAGGAAACCAAAUCCUCGCUAUGUUCUGUUGUCUCCCAAAGUCUCCAAUCCACGACCAAGGACUGUUGCUGAAGCAUUAAAGCAUCCUGGCUGGAAUGGGGCAAUGACUGAAGAGAUUGACACUUGUGGCAUAACAAGAUCAUGGUCGUUAGUUCCAUAUACUCCGGAUAUGCAUGUUCUUGGAAGUCAAUGGAUAUUUACACCAAAGAUUAAAUCAGAUGGUGAUUUAGAAAGACUCAAGGCUCGAAUUGUAGCUCAAGGUAAUAAACAGGAGGAAGGUAUAGAUUAUUUGGAAACAUACAGCCCGGUUGUGCGCUCUGCCACGGUUAGAGAGGUUUUGCAUCUUGCAACGGUUAUGGAAUGGCCUAUCAAACAGAUGGAUGUAAAGAAUGCAUUUCUUCAUGGUGAGCUCUCAGAAGUAGUGUACAUGAGACAGCCAGCUGGAUUUGUGGACAAAGAGAAGCCUGAUCAUGUCUGCUUACUUCACAAGGCACUAUAUGGUCUAAAACAAGCUCCUAGGGCAUGGUAUGAUAAAUUCAGCCUGUAUCUUUUGGAGUUUGGUUUUAUUUGCAGUUUGAGAGAUCCAUCGAUGUUUAUCUACACUAAUGACAAAGAUAUUAUCAUUCUUUUGCUCUACGUAGAUGAUAUGGUGAUAACUGGGAAUGCAUCGAUCGUUAUGGAGAAGUUUUUCUCGGAGCUUAAAACUCAAUUUAGGAUGAAAGAUCUUGGUCAAAUGGAGUACUUUCUUGGAAUUCAGGCACACUUUCAUUCAGAGGGGCUGUUCUUGUCUCAACAAAUAUAUGCAGAAGAUCUCUUAGUUGUAGCUGCAAUGAGUGAUUGUGCACCAAUGCCUACACCUUUGCCAUUGCAGCCUCAUCGAGUUCCAAAACAAAAUGUGUUGUUUGAAGAUCCGAGAUAUUUCAGAAGUCUGGCAGGUAAACUGCAAUACUUGACAUUGACCAGACCUGAUAUACAGUUUGCCGUAAAUUUUAUUUGUCAGAAGAUGCAUUCUCCUACUCUCUCAGACUACAAUCUGUUGAAGCGAAUACUGAGAUAUGUAAAAGGCACCAUCACUAUGGGAAUCAACUUCAGUAAACAUACUGAUUUUACAUUGAGGGCUUAUAGUGACAGCAACUAUGGAGGGUGUCCUAUUACAGGGAGAUCUACUGGUGGCUACUGCACGUAUCUGGGAUCCAAUCUCAUCUCAUGGUCGUGUAAGAAGCAAGAUACAGUUUCUAAAAGUACAACUGAAGCUGAAUACAGAGCAAUGUCUGAAGCUGCGUCGGAGAUCACUUGGAUUCAGGCAGUCUUGAAAGAGCUAGGGGUUCUGGCAAUGACGACACCAAAGCUUUACUGUGAUAACCUUUUGUCGGUUUAUCUCACUGCUAAUCCGGCGUUUCACGCAAGAUCAAAACAUUUUGCGACACAUCACCACUAUGUUCGAGAAAGAGUUGCGCUUGGUUUAUUGGAGGUACAUCACGUUGCAUCACAUCUCCAAAUAGCGGAUAUAUUCACGAAGUCAUUACCUGAAGCAGCGUUUACUUCACUACGGUACAAACUGGGUGAGGAUUUCCCUCCGACACCAAGUUUGAGAGGGGCUGUUAAGCCUCUGUCUCAGACAGAAGUAAACCAAAACGACAGUGCUGCGACAUCAGGGAAUGUGAAGUCAGUCCAUCAAGGAGAGAAGCCCAAGCUGAAUCAAACCAAGCCCAACGUGGAUCCAACAGCGCUCCAACGGUCGACUUCUGUUACAAGAAGACAAAACAGAGAAGAUAAGAAAGAUGACUGUAAAGGGAAAACGGUGAGCGCGAGCUAUGCGGAAAAGGGGAUCUCAACGCAGAACAGAUAUGCUUUAUUGAAUGAAGAUUAA
Microthlaspi erraticum is the source of this 4422-nucleotide messenger RNA. The record is from the annotation of a GenBank genome assembly. NCBI's taxonomy places the organism in Eukaryota, Viridiplantae, Streptophyta, Magnoliopsida, Brassicales, Brassicaceae.